AUGAGCAAUGAAUCACAACAAGCUCGUCAAAAUAAAUUUUCGAAGUCAUCACGUAGAUCUUAUGCAGAUCGAGAUCGAUCAAAUACAUCUAGUAAAAUAUCUUCUCAAUUACCACAAUCAUCUGAUACUUCUUCUGAACAAUCAUCAGCCAAUAUAGAUCAUGAAUUUUUUCGAGCUAUUACUGCUAAUUUUGCAUCAGAUAUUGAUGAUAAACAAAUAUCAUCAGCAUCAUCUAUUCUAUCAAUUAAUCCUAAUAAUAAAACAGCUUCAUCAUUAAAAACUGAAACUUCUGUAUCAAAGAAAAAUUUUUUAUUAACAACAAAACCACUAAGAACAUCGAAGAAAGGAGAUAAAUCUAAACAAUAUGAAGAAAAAAAAUCUCAUUCAAUUCAUUUUGAUGAUAAAUAUAAGUUACCUAUUCGAAAUAAAUCAACCGGUGAACAACGUGAAGAUCAACUUAUUAAUCUCAUUAAAGAAUAUCAUGAAUGUUUUGAAUUCGAUCAAAAUUCAAAUAUAAAUUAUAUACCUGAUAAUCAAAUUACUGAGGAUAAACGAAAACAAUAUUCAACAGCAUUAUGGUACGAAUUAAAAACAUAUUUUAAUGGCAAUAAUUUAUUAGACGAAAAUGGUAUUAAAAUAGAACAACAUUCAAUUGAUCGACAACGAAAAAAAUCUCUUGAUGAAUUUUAUAAAUAUUUUAGUCAAUGUGAUUUUGAACAAUUUAAUUAUCAUAAUAUUCCAACUAUACAACGUCGUCAUUUAUGUGAAUAUUAUUUAAAUCAUUGUAAUGAAGUUGAACAAUAUAUGCAAAAUAUAUUUUUAAAAUGGGAUUAUAUAUUAUCAUUAUUUCCAUCUUAUUCAGCUCUUGAACAAUAUGACAAACGUUUCAAUCCUUCGACAAGAGAAGGUGGUAUUUUUUAUGAAAAAUUAUUUAUUUUUCAAGCAUGGUUUAAUUUAUAUUCAGAAAUAAACCGUUUAAUGAAUACUCUUGGUCGAAUUAUGACAUGUACACAGUGUUAUAUGUGGCCACAUCAUACAAAUUUAUCAUCAGCUAAAUCUAAUGAUAAUAUAACUCGUCCACAAACACCAUCAUCAACAUCGAGUAACGAACAAAAAGAUACUAUUGUAGGAUCUCCACCUAAUCCAUUAUCUUUUUUAACAACGCUUGAUGCAAGAACAAGACGUCAAAAUACAUUAACAUCUAUGUCAAGUAUGGAUAGCUUAUAUCAACAUUCAUUAACUUCCGGUUCAUCAUUAACAGAAUAUUAUUAUAGAUACAUUGAUGAUCAAGUAACACAUGCUCGUCUUGAACUAAUUGGUAGUAUAUUUCGUUCUAAACAUGGUCCUCUAUUACAACGUUUACGUUAUACUUAUCGAAAAAAGCAUAGAAUAAGUUCAUCAACAUUCGAUGAUAUAUUGAAUAGUUUUCCAUAUUUUCCUCCAAAUAUAAUUCCCAAUGAUUAUUUAUUGGAUGCUAAACCUGAUAAAUUAAUUGAUGAAUUUUUUAUUCUUAAUAAACAAUUACAAAAAUAUAAAAAUCCUAAUUCUACAAAUAAAACUACAAUAAAAUCUCAAGGAAUUUAUUCUGGUAAAGUCAAUAAUAUUCUCAAUCGGUUUGAUCAAAAUCCAACAUUAACAUCAAGUACAUUUACACCAGCUCCAGCACCAACAUUAGUUUUAAAAUUAUUAUCACAUGACCGAAGUAUACUUAAACGUCAAUCUUAUUUUCUUGAUUAUCUUGAUUCAACAUCAUAUCCACAUUUACCUGGCUCAACAUUAUUUCCUGAUCCAUGUUUAUUUCUUGAAAAUUCACCAUUAAAUUUCUAUUCUCAAUUAACAUCUGAUGAAAAUAUUUUAAUUGCAAAAAUGUUAACAAUAUGUCAUCGUCUCUAUGAUAAACACGUCUGGGUUGAUAGCGGAAGAUUUUCAGAUAUGUGCGAUAUAUUUCGUUUACCAUCACUUUAUCCACAAUAUGUUUUUCUUGUACAAAUUCCAUUAGAUUUAAUGAUUGCUUGGCAAAAAUAUCAUCACGAUAAAAAAAUGGAACAAACACCAACUACAGGUGCUCUUCUUUUAUUAAUCGAUGAAUGUAAAAUCCUAAUACAUAGUGCAACAUUAAUACAUCAUUAUAUUAAACUCAUGAUAACAGACACGUUUGAAAAAGCGGAAUUAAAAUUAAUUGAAGAUGAAUUUAUUCAAUUUGAUCAAAAUAUAAUUGAUACAAUUUAUGAAAUAUUAACCUAUAUUGAACGUUAUAUAGAAAUAUCUUUACGUUCAAAUUUAUAUCAUAAUUGUAUUAUGUUGUUAAAAGAUCAAUGGAAAUCAUUGAAAAAAUAUUCAACUAUGAUGAAUAUUGAAGAGAUUCUUGGUGAAAAAUUUCUUAAUAUGUAUUCAAAUAUAAUCGAACAUUUUCAUAAAUAUAUUGAUGUAUUUCAUUCAUCAGUAUCAUCAUCAGAAACAAUUAAAAUUGAACAUAUAAAAAAGAAAAUGAAUAGAAAAUAUGAAAAAAAAUUAACGAUGAAUAUUUUACGUGAAGCUAAAACGAUUUAUGAUGAUUGUGCAUUAACAAUUAAUAUUUAUUUACAAAAACCUGUUUGUAAAAGAUUUUUACUUAUUCUUAAAGCAGCUGGAUUCGAAAGAAUUAAAUUUGAUUCCGAAAAUCAUCAUCAUCAUCAUCAUCGUCCUAAUCAAACUAAAAAAGAUGGUUCACCAUUAUCGAAAUGUCUUCUUUUUGCUCCUGCUGAAUAUUUUGAAGAUAUUCCAACUAAAAUUCAAUUAAUGCGAACAUUAUCAUCAUCAUUUCGAAUAAAUACAAAUAAUAAUUCAUCUACUGAAUUAAAUGAUGAUCAAUCACCAUUACAACAACAACAACAAUCCCCAACUUCUACUCAACAACCAUCAUUGUCAACAUCUGAAAGUUCUCCACCAUUAGUUUACAUUCUUUGUAUCCCUAUUUCAGUUGAACUUGAAUCUGAAUGGCGUGGUAUUACACAUAUAAUACCAGAAAAUAAAAUUUUAACAUCUAUAUUACCAUUACAUACACAUUGGAAAACAACAACAAUAUUUCUUUUAACACAGCAAACAAAUAAUCUUGAAAAAUUUGAAGAAUCAUUUAAAGAACGUUUAUCAAAAGUUAAUGUUCAACAAAGUGAUCUAUAUAAUUUUAAUACGAAAACAAAACAAUUAUUACAAAAACGUUCAUGUUUUGAAAAAAUUGAUAAUUCAAUGAGAAAUUUAGCUCAUACAAUAUUAAGUUUAAGUAAUUGUAUUGCAAAUAAUGUCGAAAAAUUUGAAUACAUUAUUGAAAAAUCGAAUACUCGAGAUUAUGUUCAUACUGAAGAACGUGCUUUUGCAUUUGGAAUGGAUAUUAUUCGUGAAACAAGUUUUUAUGCAACACAAUGUGAAUAUGAUACAUUAAAAUGUCAAGCUGAACGUCAAUUAUUAUUUGCAAAUAUUUGGUUAAAUUUUGUACGAAAGAAAAAAUCCAUAACAACAUCGAAAUAUUCUAUACCAAUACCAAUGUGGUUAUUACCUGGUAUUCAUUUUCUUCGUCAUAUAUGUUCAUUACAAUUUACUAAUCAGAUUGAUAAUAAUUUAUUUUCAAAAUUUUAUAAUAAUAUGAAAACAACUAUUAAAUAUUUAAAUAAUUUUAAUGAGAAUAAUAAUCGAAAUUUAUAUAAUACACAAUCAAAAACAUUGAAAUAUUCAUCAGUUACUAAACAUGGUUAUAAUAGAAGACAGAAAAAUAAAAUACGAUUAAAUCGUAUUGAUCAACUUAAUCGUAUGGAUAAACGUAUUGAUAGACAACGUUUAGAAGAAGGCCUAAUAGGAAAAAUUCAACGUGAUACUACAACAUUAGCAUUAUCGAAAAAAAUGGAAGAUGAAUUAGCAUGUUUGAAAAUUCGAGAUUUUCAUAAAUUAAAUCUUCUUUCUCGUGGACAAUUUGCAACAACAUAUCAAUGUCGAGUUACUCGAAAUGAUAAAAAAGAAAUUAUUCUCUGUUAUAAACAAUAUAUAAUUCAACAUAAUGAUACUUCAGCAAUUGCUAAAGUUCUCGAACAACUUAUACCAUUAAUACAUAUCGAUCAUGAAAAUUUAAUAAAAUAUCAUGGCAUUGCACUUGAACAUGAUCAUGUAUUAUUCUUUAUGGAUUAUUGUAGUUAUGGUACAAUUGCUCAACUUUUACUUGGUACAUCAUUACCAUCAUCUUCACAUCUCGAACCACGUCAUUCAUCAAUAUCACUUACUGGUUCAAUACAUGAAACAUCAUAUGUUGAUAAAGGUAUUAUUCGAACAGAAACUGGUAAUAUAGUUUUUCAAGAAUUUCUUGUUCAACGUUAUUUACGUCAAUUAUUAUCUGCCUUAUCUUGUUUACAUAAUAAAGAAAUUAUUCAUCGUGAUAUACGUAAUGUUAAUAUAUUUUUAACUGAUUCAACAAAACAAUCAAUUAAAUUAGGUGAUGUAAAUUUUGUAUAUGAUUUUAAAUUUAUGCAAAAACAAUCAUCAUUACUUAAUGUCGAAGAUGUUAUUAAUAUUCGUGAAUCAAUUGUUUUUUAUGCUCCAGAAACUAUAACAUUAAAUGAAACAACAACUAAAUCUGAUAUAUGGUCAUUAGGUUGUACAGUUAUACAUAUGUUAACUGGUCGUAUACCAUGGAGUAAUCCAAAAAUAGCAUCAAGUGUUUAUUAUUUAAAAAUUCUUAAAUGGAUUGCUGAUGGUGAUCAUCCAUCAAUACCAAAUGAUUUAAAUUUAUCAAAUGAAUGUAUUGAUUUUCUCGAACAAUGUUUUCAACAUGAUCCAAAUCGACGUUCAUCAUCCCAUCAAUUACUUGAGCACGCAUUUAUAAAAGAAUACUCAAAUAACAAUUAA
This is a messenger RNA of Adineta steineri, 4869 nucleotides long. The record is from the annotation of a GenBank genome assembly. Lineage: Eukaryota; Metazoa; Rotifera; Eurotatoria; Adinetida; Adinetidae.